Molecule: messenger RNA, 1086 nt
Organism: Vicia villosa (hairy vetch)
Lineage: Eukaryota; Viridiplantae; Streptophyta; Magnoliopsida; Fabales; Fabaceae
Product: E3 ubiquitin-protein ligase BOI-like
Exons: 4
Coding region: 281-1021 (246 amino acids)
Biological process (GO): regulation of programmed cell death
Molecular function (GO): ubiquitin-protein transferase activity
Source: RefSeq, a predicted model, not a curated record
GAAAAAAGAAAUUUUCACAAGUUUUGACCUUUUCUGUCCAUCUCUAACAAGAGCCAAAGCCUUAAAUAAACUAGACUCAUUCAUUCCGUGGUUCACGAGUAUACUCACCCUUUCAUAUUCUAAUUCUCUUCUUUUCCUGCAAAAUUGUCUCUAUAGUCACCGAAAAUAUCACACCAAAAACUCCUCCAACAAACUCUUAAAUACAACGCAACAAACCCCUUUCAUUCAGAAUCUCUUCCUCCACAGUUACCAGCCAACGAGAGAUAACAAGUUACCUACCAUGAGAUCCAAUCAACCGUUCUACGAUAUGGCCAUGCCUAUGCAGCCUUCAACAAUGAAACGACUCAGAAACUCCACAACCGAAUCAAACACUCUUCAACCUCAACCUCAACCUCAACCACAACAGAAAUUUCAACUCCCAAAUCAAUCAAAUUUUCUUGACCAAUCCAUUCUCCAUCUUCGCAAUUCACAGCAAUCCGAAAUCAACUCUUUAAUCGCACAACAUACGGAGAAUUUGCGAACGGAAAUACACAAGCUAACAAUGAAGCAAGCAAGAAUGCUACAGUGCGUGAUCCACGAUUCAAUGGUGAAGAAACUGAAGCAGAAAGACGAAGCGAUCGAGGACCUUGCAAACGUGCAGUUAAUGCUUCAAGAAAGAGUGAAAACGUUAAUAUCGGAGAAUCAGAUUUGGAGGGAGAUGGCGAUGACGAACGAAACUACUGUAAAUUCGUUACGUAUCGAAUUGGAAAAAGUGAUGCAAGAUAGCGAGAGCCACCAGCAGCGUAACGGUUGCGAUGAUGCGGAAGAAGCGGAAUCUAGUUGCAGGAGUAACUGCCACGUGGAGGUUGAGAAAAAAGUGGCGGGAAAAUGGAUGUGCAAGCAAUGUGGGGUAAAUAGGUCAGAAUUGCUUUUACUUCCUUGUAGGCAUUUGUGUCUGUGUACAGUUUGUGGGUCCGGGAUUCUCAAUUGCCCUCUUUGUGCUUCUGCUGUUAAUGCUAGUGUUCAGGUUAAUUUCUGUUAAUGACUUUAUUCAAUAUACUUUAGUAUCAAUUUUUUUUGUUAGGGAAACUUUGAAUUUUGAAUUCA